Molecule: messenger RNA, 1421 nt
Organism: Rhagoletis pomonella (apple maggot)
Lineage: Eukaryota; Metazoa; Arthropoda; Insecta; Diptera; Tephritidae
Exons: 2
Coding region: 152-886 (244 amino acids)
Source: RefSeq, a predicted model, not a curated record
AGCUGAUGGUUUUGUUUAUUGCCGGCGUUUAUACUUCGUGAAUAAACUAAUUUUCUGUUUUCAAUCUUAUAUCUGCAUAUACAUAUGUAUGAAAUGGUUAAUGCAUAUUGAAGUUCGCUAGUUUUGAGACAAAUUACUGGAAGGUAAAAAAAUGUCACUAAACAAGGAUCCGAAAAAGGAUCCACAAUUGUUGUCGCUGAUAGAUGCAGUGCGAAGCAAUGAAUAUUUAUAUGAUUUUCGACAAGCCUUAUACAAAGAUGAAAAUUUAAAACGUAGAACAUGGGAAAUCGUGGCAUUCGAGUGCGAUUAUAAGGAUGGAGCGGAAGCUAAACAAGCUUGGAACGGUCUAUAUGCUUCUUUUAUGAAGUUCUAUCGCAAUGAAGUAUUACGAUUUGUACGUACCCAUUAUGAAGAGAAUGAGAUUUCACUACCACAGGAGCAAACUACUGAUGCAGCCAGCAAAUGGAAUUACUACAGCGACAUGCAUUUUAUUGCGCCAUUUAGAGAUAAAAAUAGCGACCCCGAAUUGGAAAGACUUAUUGAAUUGGCGAAACCAAUCGUUCUACGCAAAAGUGAAAGGAAAAUAUCAUCUAAAGAGAACUCAACGGCAAUAACAAUCGCGGCUGUCAGCUCAUCUGCUGGGACACAGACGCCUGCCGAAAAUGUGUUAAUGGAUAUUCCGGCAAUCAAUGAAGAAAAUAUGACUGAAAAAGAAAUGUGCUUGCGUAGUUUUUUUGAUGCUAUAUAUCGUGCAACGCUUUCUUUACCACUUGGGUUACAAAACAUGGUUAAACGAAACACGUUAGAAGCACUGAACAAGGCAGAAAUUUUAGCUGAUGCUGAAAUAGAUGGAGCACCGAUGGAAGAAGAGGAACUGGAAACAUAAACAUACGCUUCGUUAUAUUUAUACAAAACCAUUAGUGCAUAAUCUCUGCCAGCAUUUUCUAUAUUUUCUAUUGCGGAAGUUAUUAAUUGGAUACGACAUUUCUGUGAAAAUCAUCGCCGGUGAUAUCGCUAUUUUUUCGAAUUUUUAUUCGCUCUCGGGAAGAACUAUUCCACCAAGACGUCACGUCUUUAUGAUACGAAAGCUAUACAGCAAUUAGGAACUAUUUCGAUAGGAAUGACAGUAACUUAUGCGAUAAAGUGUAGAGUAUCAAAGAAGAUUCUUCAGUUGGUUAAAUUUUUGAUAAAACGCAAUAGGAAAUUCGGGAUACCUCUGAGUUUGCAACCACAGCCGCAGAGUCACUUAUGCCAUUUUCAUCCUGUUUCAGCUUAGAUUACUAGCUCUAACGCACCUAUGUACGGAUGUAUAUUUCAUGAAAUUCCAACUAAAUAUUUAAAAAAGCAGUUGCGAAAUUGUAUGGUAAAAAGUCAAUAACAUAAUAAAUCGAAUAACGCAUCUGUUUAAAAUUUGAACGUAA